GCAGCAUCUCGGUCACGCACAGGACAAUAAUCCCACCCCGCCCACGUGACCCACCCCCCUAAUCCACCAUGUCGCACGCCGCCCCCCAUCCCGGGCCCCAGGUAGAAGAAGCCAAAAAGCAACAACAAGAAGAAAAAGAAGAAGAAGAAGAAGGCGAUGAUGACAUCGAGACACUCGAUCUCUUCACCGAGCCCGCCGACUACUACCCACCGACCCCCCCACCCACCACCGAGACCUACACGCUCCUCAGCGGACGCACGCUCACGCUCCACCUCGUCGGGCACAAUCCUUUAUGGGCGCACCACCUAUGGAACGGCGGGCGGCUCAUCGCGCGCUAUCUCGAGCAGCAGCCAGCCCUGGUGCGCGACCGCACGGUGCUGGAGCUUGGGGCUGGCGCGGGCCUGCCGAGUCUGGUGAGCGGCGUGCUGGGCGCAAGGAAGGUCGUCGUGUCGGAUUAUCCGGAUGCGGAUCUGGUGCAGAACCUCUGGCGGAAUAUCGGCGCGUGUGAGGAGCUUUUGGAGGAGGUGGCGAAGGGCAGGGUCGUGGCGGAGGGGUAUUGCUGGGGUGCGGAUGUGCAAUCGUUGUUGGUGCAUUUGGGAGAGGGAGAGGGAGAGGAGGGACAAAGGGGGUUCGAGGUGUUGAUCUUGGCGGAUUUACUGUUUAAUCACUCGGAGCAUGGCAAGUUGAUCGAGACGAUCAAGAAAACGAUGGCGCGCACCGUGGACGCGCAAGCGUUAGUGUUCUUCACGCCGUAUAGACCGUGGUUAUUGGAUAAAGAUAUGGCUUUCUUCGAGGGCGUCAAAGAGGCCGGGUUCAAGGUGGAAAAGGUGCUGGAGGAGAAGAUGGACAAGGUUAUGUUUGAGGAGGAUAGGGGGGAUGAGGAGUUGAGGAGGACUGUUUUUGGGUAUGUGGUUAGGUGGGAUUUGUGA
This is a messenger RNA of Amorphotheca resinae ATCC 22711, 929 nucleotides long. RefSeq lists its product as hypothetical. The record is from RefSeq and is a predicted model, not a curated record. Lineage: Eukaryota; Fungi; Ascomycota; Leotiomycetes; Helotiales; Amorphothecaceae. Gene Ontology annotation, molecular function: protein-lysine N-methyltransferase activity. Bases 69 to 929 code for a protein of 286 amino acids. The transcript has 2 exons. Gene Ontology annotation, biological process: peptidyl-lysine dimethylation.